Molecule: messenger RNA, 722 nt
Organism: Phycomyces blakesleeanus NRRL 1555(-)
Lineage: Eukaryota; Fungi; Mucoromycota; Mucoromycetes; Mucorales; Phycomycetaceae
Exons: 2
Coding region: 210-671 (153 amino acids)
Source: RefSeq, a predicted model, not a curated record
GCGAGGAUAUACAUGGAGCGCACACAGAUACAAUCAGUAGUGCGACAAACCAAUACGAAAAAAAGCAUGGUACUGGUAAUCUGCCAGGACACGAGACAUUCAGGUCAUCGAAAGCAUCAUUAUUAUCAUCAGCAUCAUCAUCAUUAGAAUCAUCAUUAGAAUCAAAUUUUACCAAGCAGUCGGUUGAUAUUGGUGCAAAUCGAUGGAAGAUGUACGCAACCUCCCACACGACUCAAACCCCAACCGUAGUCGAAAAUCUUCAUCAUCAUCAUCAUCAUCAGCAUAUUCAUAAUCAUCAGCAAGACCAUCAUCAAAACCAUCAUCCUUCUCACGAUAAUCAUCUUCAUUCUGAACCAACUGGUGUGGAAAUAAAUCAAUCUUGGACACAAGCACAUGAGAAGAAUUCUUUGGAAGUCAAGGCUGUUAUUGAUCCACCUUUUAGUAUUUCACCAAAAGAACCAACUGUUGGCUGGUCCAACAUGAAUUCCAGCUCAGAGACCAGCUUAGAUUAUCAUGGGUCGUCGUUUGGGGGUCAAACACAUUUGGAUAAAAGGCUUCUCACUGACCCUCGACUGGAGAUGGCAGCGCCAGCAUGGCAACAGCAAGUGCGUCCCAGAAGAAGUCCUCGUCCAAUUAACCGAGAUGAAAGCAGGCCUAUGCGUAGCUAUUAAAUUAAUAAUGUUAAUAAAGAAGAAUAUUAUUGUUAUUAGAGGUGAUAUCUC